UAACGCUGCUGCAGACAGAGAGCGGUCGCUCAGCAUCUCCUCCACACAAUGGACGAGUCUGCCCGGCUCCCUGCACCGUAAACCACGGUACAAACCAGUCAAGUCCCCGCAGAGGCAACACGGGACCAGCCGCAGCAGUACACGGAGUUCCUGCCAUCAUUUGGCUGUGAGGACACGCCAGUCAUCUACGUGGCCACACCAGAGUCUAAGAUGCCCUAGGCCGGAGAAGGGAAAUGUAAAUGGCUUCCAAAGUAAAAGAUGCUGUGGUGUGGUACCAAAAAAAGAUCGGCGCCUAUGAUCAGCAGAUAUGGGAGAAAUCAGUGGAACAGAGAGAAAUAAAGUUUAUUUCUCUGGGCUUGAGGAACAAGCCAAAGAAAACCGGACAUGUCAAACCAGAUCUAAUAGACGUGGACUUGGUUAGAGGCUCGGCGUUCGCCAAAGCCAAACCGGAGAGUCCGUGGACGUCACUGACCAGGAAGGGCAUCGUCAGAGUGGUCUUCUUCCCCUUCUUUUAUCGAUGGUGGACCCAGGUCACCUCCAGAGCCAUUUUCCUGCUCCUGCUGGCUCUCUAUCUCCUACAAGCGGCGGCAGCAGUCCUGUACGUCUCCAUCCCUCAGCCUCAUGGGAUUCCGGCCACCGAGGUGUUCGGAGCCAUUUGGCUCAUGUUGCUGCUGGGGACCGUCCACUGUCAGAUCGUCUCCACCAGGACCCCCAAACCCAGCUCCAGCAGCGGGGGGAAGAGGCGCAGGAAGUUGAGGAAGGCAUCUCAGAUGGAGGUGCAUAGGGAAGGCGACGGGUCUAGCACUACCGAUAACACACAGGAGGGGUCGCCACAUUCCCACUCAGCCAGCACCACAUACAGCCUGGGGGCUUUCUUCCAAGAUUUCUGGCAUGAUAUCUGUAAAGCUGGAUCCAAAAAGUCCAAGCUUUCAAUCGAUAAGUCGACAGAGACGGACAACGGCUACGUGUCACUGGACGGCCGGGUGACCAAUCGCAGCAGUGAGGAGGGGCUUCAGCUCCACGAGCAGCGCUGUGAUUUACUCACCAGGCCUGAGGAGGUGUGCUGGAGCCCACCUGUCCAGCCCCCACACCCAGCUCACCCAGCGCGCAGCCCGGCGCUGCUGCUGGCCAACGGCAGCAAGGAGCCGGCUUCAGAUGAAGCAUCGAGUGAGGAGGACCCUGAGGCGACCUACAGCACCCUCCGCAGGGGAGUUGAGAGGAUGAACAGUGACUGCACGCUCCGAAACCGCAAGAACUCUCACCACUACAAGAAACACUACGCUGCGGAGGAUGUCCCCAAAUCUGGAACGAGCUGCAGUUCCAGAUGUUCUAGUCUGAGGACUCAGGACUCGGAGAGCACUCGACACGAGUCGGAGACCGAGGACCUGAUGUGGGAGGACUUCCUGCACUGUGCCGAGUGCAGGUCGUCCUGCACCUCAGAGACGGAGGGAGAAGGAGGAGGAACGCCUGUCUGUCCUCCCAACAAGAAGGAAUACAGAGACGACCCUUUUCAUCAGGGUCACGCUCCCUGGCUUCACAGCUCCAACCCCGGCCUGGAGAGAGUGAGCGCCAUUGUGUGGGAGGGAAACGAGUGCAAGAAGGCAGACAUGUCUGUCCUGGAGAUCAGUGGCAUGAUCAUGAACAGAGUAAACCUUUACACCCCUGGUAUUGGUUACCAGGUCUUCGGAAACCUGGUUUCAGUGACACUGGGACUCACGCCCUUCGCGUACAGGCUGGCUCAGUACUGCGACCUGGAUCAGCUGACCUCGCUGUCGGCAAAUGAACUGUUGUCUGUUGCGCUGGGAGGCGGGUCUGAAUCCGAUGUCUCUGUAAUCACCAUGGUAACACUCAGCUUCCUGGUGCGCGUCUGCCUUAUAUGGCUCUUCUUCUUCCUGCUGAGUGUAGCAGAGAGGACCUACAAACAGAGGCUGCUGUUUGCCAAACUGUUUGGUCACCUUACUUCGGCCCGCAGAGCCAGGAAGUCUGAGGUCCCACAUUUUAGGCUGAAGAAAGUUCAGAACAUCAAGAUGUGGCUGUCACUACGCUCCUACCUCAAGAGACGGGGUCCUCAGCGCUCGGUGGAUGUCAUUGUGUCGUCUGCAUUCCUGCUCACUUUAUCCGUUGUCUUCAUCUGCUGUGCACAGCUGCUGCACGUCCAUGAAACGUUCCUGGAGUAUCACUAUAACUGGGAGCUGGUGAUCUGGUGCUCCAGUCUGUCUCUCUUCCUGCUCAGGUUUGUCACUCUGGGCUCAGAGACCAGCAAGAAGUACAGCAACACCUCCAUACUUCUCACUGAACAGAUCAACCUGUAUCUGAAGAUGGAGAAAAAGCCAAACAAGAAAGAGGAGCUGACACUGGUCAACAAUGUCUUAAAACUGGCCACCAAACUACUCAAGGAGUUGGAUACUCCGUUCAGGUUGUACGGUUUGACUAUGAAUCCUCUGCUUUACAACAUCACCCAGGUGGUCAUCCUGUCUGCUGUGUCAGGAGUCAUUUCUGACCUGUUAGGAUUUAAUCUGAAGCUGUGGAAGAUCAAAUCAUGACAGUAAACUCAGAGACGGCGUCGAUACUUCACUCUCACUGAAAGAUGGGACGUCACUCAUAUCGGAGCGCUCUGACCUACAGCGUUCCCACUUUUGUGCAAUUUUACAUGCUAUUUAUUUACUUACCCACUCAGUGUUUUUAUUUAGGAUUUAUUUGAAUUUUAGUUUGUUUCAUUUUAGUGUGCUGCAACACAAAGCUAGUUACCCAUCUCUAAAAAGUGUUAAGAACAUAACAUUUAUGAUGUUCUCAUCUGCAUUUGAGUUUUCAUCCUUCCAUUUUAGUUCAUUUGCAAAUUUAAAGGAAAAGUAUUGAAUCGCUGAAGAAGCAACUUCUAUUUUAUUGUAAGUGUUAUUUCUUUAAAUAUAAAAUUACUAUUUAUGCCGAGUUAUUUUCACAACUUUAAAGAGACAUUAAUCUAACUAGUUUCACUGCAGUUCAACGCUGAAUAAGUAAAUGAAAAUGUAAGUAUAUGCAGUGGUCGGUUCAAACCACAUGCUAUAUUGUGCUCAGAUUACCAUCACAAGACUCAUUAUAUGCAAAAGUAGUCGUCUAAAGAUGUUUUUGGUAAUCAAUAGUCCGUUAGAAUUUAAAGACAAUUCAUGGUCCCAGCUUUCAAGAUACUCAGAUCCGUUUACAGCAAACCGUUACUCUUCAUACCAGCUUCCAUGUUUAAAGCAGUUUAAAAAAGACAUGUACAUACCUUAUAACAGAUAUUUAAGUAUUGUUCUGCAGGGAAAGUUUAAAUCUUCUGACUUGGGUGAGAAAAUAGUUCCUGGAUUUUAUUCUCACUUGACAGAUGACAUCAGCACUGCAAUGACACAAUCAUUCAGGAAAUGUAGAUACACAAGUGACACUUAUUAACAGAGAUUAAAGCUACAAGGCCGCUGGCCUGUAAGCAUUUCACCCAAUUUAAAAGAGAAAGUGAAGGCAUAUAUGUGGACAGUGUGCAGAAAUGGUCAUAUUGAUUGGCUGAACAAUUUGGGUCACUCAGAAGUUGUUUUUUUUAGUGGGUAUGUAGUCAUGGACCCAUCAGUGGCUUCAGCAUUUCCAGCAAUACAUUUAUAAUUUUCCUCACAAAGCUGAUGUGGCUCAAGACAAUUUCAUACCACGUCUGUGAUGAGAUGACAAAGUAGGGCUUUAUUUCUUUAUCUCAGUGGAGAGACAUUGCUUGGGUUAAAAGAGAAAUGAUGAGUAUAACUGCCAUUUGAGAAGCUAUAUGAAGAGUUUUAAUUUCCAACAGAAGUACAGAGGCAGACGGAAACAUUGUAAAACAAAUGUUUGGGGGGUUCAGUCCAUUUUAGGUUGUUUAUUUUAUUUGUUGGAUUUUAUUUCUUGAAACGUUACGUCAAAAUUUCAGAGCUACUUUAUUAUAUAGUGGAUUUCCUUCAGUCAGCUCCCAUCUGCCAUGUUUCUAGACACUGAGGUUUAAACAAGUCUGUAUGCAAAUGAAGAUAUGCACUUUAAAAACAGGUAUGCAGAUGGAAGAGUUACAUUAUUUCAGUGUCAGAAUUUUAUUUUUUAUCUUUUUUUGUACCUCACUUGCGUGACAGUCAGUGUGCGUGUUAUGUUGCAUUCAAAUAAACGAUGGCUCAGAACCUACUUGUAUCGACACUUCAGAUUGCUCUUGAAGAAAUCCUACACGGUACGUGAAGUUAUGAUGCCUACAAGAAAAAGGAUCGCACAGUGCGGUUAAAGAAACUGACAAAUCUGUCCUGGUUGAGUUGGCAUUCUAGACUUAAUUCAUAAAAAGAAAUGCAUAAUCACGAUGAGCGUCUGAAGAGGAAGACCAAAGUGUUUUAUUGUUUUUGUUCAUUUCUGCUGGGUAAAGAAUGUACUUGUACUGUAGCAUUGUGACUUAUAAUCUAUUUUUCUCUUUGGAGAUGCUUUCCCCUCCUUUGCUUUGCUUUUUGUUCUUUCAUCAGUCAUUUGUGAUUUGGUUGUUCUUCACGGUCACUAGAAAAAGGCAUGUUUUGCUAUGUUUUUAAGGAACAAAACGUCUGAAUUGUAUGAAGAUGAAUCUAGAUAAAAAGACUCCAUGUUGUGAUGCUGUUUUUAAAGAGUCUGAAUAUUUAGAUUUUGUUUUUUUUUGUGAUCUGGUCUGUGCACGAGGUCUACAUUUUUUUAUAAGAAAAAUUAAAAAAAAAGUUGCUUAAAGGCUAA
Molecule: messenger RNA, 4704 nt
Organism: Cololabis saira (Pacific saury)
Lineage: Eukaryota; Metazoa; Chordata; Actinopteri; Beloniformes; Belonidae
Product: protein PHTF2-like
Exons: 22
Coding region: 240-2543 (767 amino acids)
Cellular component (GO): endoplasmic reticulum
Source: RefSeq, a predicted model, not a curated record